AUGGCUGAGAAGACUGCGACCGCGACGACUUCGCUGAAGCCACCCUUCAGACAACGAUCCAUUCCGCCAGAAUCAUCGCUCUCCGCUUCGCAAACUUCGCUUUUUAAUGCUGUCACCCAGCAGCCGGUUCUCGACACAGCGACUAGCAUCCCCCUAACGCCGCUUGACUCGCUGCCUACCAUAACUGGUCGCGGUAACGAUGUCGUACUUGCGAACGACUCGAUCGACCAAUUCCUCAAGACAGAACUCGACCUGUCGCGCCUGAAUCGCAUCCAUGGCCAUUUGUGGAUGGCAGGCCGCCCAAUGCGCGCGCGCCCACUACACAGAUACCGCAUGAUGGGUUUCAAUGUGCUAUUCACACAGCAAAUGGACUUGCAUUUGCUCAAGUUCAGUAAUCACCUGCUGAUCAAGCCACUGCCUGAGUGGAUACUAUGCGCCGACUUUUGGACCAAGCACUUGUGUAGCGACAAGGUGCUACAUCAAUCAGCCUGCGGAUUUCUGCUCUCGUAUGUCUGGCUUCUGGUCACGCCGCUGGAUCUCAAGCUCGCACACGACUUUUCUCUGGUGCCUAGCUUCAUAACGUGGCAUUGGUGGAAGGAUUUCGUGAAAGAUUUCCUUGCGCCGGGGCAUGUGGAUAUCAAUACCCUUGCGCAGGUCAACAAGCGAUACCAAUUUGGCGAUCUGAGACUCGGACGCAUCAACUCAACAUAUCGCAUUCGCUUCUUCUACUCGCACUUUGUGCGUGGGUACUUGUAUGGGUACAAUCGAUACGUGGUCUUCUUCCAGCGAAACUUUAGUUGGAUUUUGAUCGUGUUCGUGUUCUUCAGCCUUGUCCUGAGCGCGAUGCAAGUCGGUACCGGGCUGGAUGAGUUAAAAGACAACCACGCUUUCCUUCGCGCUAGCUACAUUUUCGUGGUUUUCAGCAUGGUCAGCGUUAUUGCUGUGCUCGCCUUGGUUGGGAUGAUCUUCAUUAUCAUUUUCUUGUUCAACAUGGUCACUGCGAUCAAUCACGCGAAAGAAGAACAACGGAAGCGGAAGAAACUCGCCCAAAAAAAGUCAGACCAAGGCAAAGAAGCUUGAAUGGCAAAUCAUAUCUAUUCAGGUCCGGAAACGCCUGGCACGCCAGCCAUGAAAUCUACGUUCACAACUCGUCGUUCUGCCCC
Parastagonospora nodorum SN15 is the source of this 1163-nucleotide messenger RNA. RefSeq lists its product as hypothetical. The record is from RefSeq and is a predicted model, not a curated record. Bases 1 to 1080 code for a protein of 359 amino acids. Lineage: Eukaryota; Fungi; Ascomycota; Dothideomycetes; Pleosporales; Phaeosphaeriaceae. The transcript has 2 exons.